AUGACAGAACGGAAAAAACCUGCCACAUUAUCUCCCACUGUCUCAGAUACUGUUCCAUCUGUUAAAUCCAUUGAUGUUGGAGAUGUUAAAGUAACAGAUCCUGUAGGUUCUUCCUUAGCCACAUCAGAGAUUCUUGGGAACAUAGAGCCAGCAAAAAACAAUGAGAAUUUAUGUACAAAUGUUGCAUCGUCUGAUGGCAACAAGGACACGAAACCUUGCGAGUCAGCUGCAACAGCUGCUCCUCAACUGGAGGUUGCAGCUUCUGUUGGAACAGCAGCAGGGGAGAAUGCAGACAUAUUCUCUGGGUUGGAAUGUCUUGAUGGUUUUCUAGGUCAAACUACCAGGAGUACAGAGAGUGCUGCCAGUAAAUCCCAUGUUUCUGCUGAGUCUUCAGCGUUCAUGGUUUGUGAUGUUGCAGAAGCUCAAACUUUUUCUGAUUGUUGUACAACCCAAGAUCCCGUGUCCUGCAGAGAAGUUUCUGUUUCUAACAAACCGGAUGAAGUGCAGUUAGAAACAAAGGUAGAUGGGGCUUUCUCAGAAUUUGAAGUUCUAGAUGUUGUGUCUGAUGCUACCAUUUUGUCUGGACAACGUGUUGGAAAAUUUCAACCCAAGCUCAAAGUGAAAAAAGGAAAGGAGCAUCUGCACAUCCCUCCCGCUGAAGUUGAGUGUAUGCUUUCACAAGCUGUGUUGGUGCCUUCUGAAACUGACAUGAAUGAGAGCUCACUUCCUGCUCCCCCACCUGGACAUGUUCUUGAUCACCCGUCUCCAAGGUUUGGUGAUUCUAGUACCCCACAUCCAACCUCUGAUCCCCUAGUGAAUACAGGAUACAUUGCAGAAACUACCCACUCGGAUGGUGCCAUUUUUGGGGAUGCUGUGCAUUCAGAAGAUGUUGGGGGGACACCUGGAAAAGAGGGUCAUAAGAGUAGAAAUAGAAAAGGUUCUACUGCAUCAAAUCGUUCUCAGAAGUGCAAAUCUUUUGCAGCCAGUGAGGAGGCUGAAGGUGGGACAUCAUCCAGGAAGUUGAGGAAGCGGUUACCUCGUCAAGAAGUUGAAGAGCUAGUGCAUGAGGCUAAUGAAGACAGCUUCACUGCUGAACCUUCUAGUGGAUCAAACGUUAAUGAAGACGAGAAUAAUGAUAAUGAAUAUAGGGAGCAUAAGACAUCACAGAGGAAAAGAGCCCCAAGAAAGUCCAAGGAACCUGAAUCUGGAAAAGAAGAACCAGUACAAAAGCGUAAAAGAGCCAAGGAAGCACCUGAUAAAUCAACGAAAGACCCUCCCAAAAGGUUUUCCCAUUCAACUCGUAGAACCAAAAGACAUGUGGACAAGUCUUUGCUUGAAAUCCCAGAGGAUGAAAUUGACCAUCAAAGGUUGUCUCUAAAGAAUCUCAUUCGUCUAGCAGAGCAUAGGGAGCUGUUAGCGAUUAAAGAGGCAAGAAAAAUGACAACUCCAGUCCCCGAUGAAAGUGCUAACAAUGAUUCUCACAAGGAAGCUUAUCACGAUGAAGAGAAUGAAGAGGAGACCUUUCCUUCAGAACAUGACGGAAACUCUGAAGAAAAUCAAGCAAGUUAUCGGGUUAAUGCGAGUUCAUUUUUACUCAAUUACCAGUCGUACAUGGACAAAACACCCACCGUAAGAUGGUCUAAACAAGACACAGAACUGUUCUAUGGGGCCAUUCAGCAGUGUGGAUCAGAUUUUACCAUGAUUCAAGAACUUUAUUUUCCCGGUCGAACACGUCAUCAAAUCAAGUUGAAAUUCAAGAAGGAAGAACGUCAAAAUCCAUUACGUAUCAAUGAAGCCAUAUUAAGUCGUUCAACUUGUUCCACAGAUCAUUCCCAAUUUACUUCAUAUAUUGAGAGGCUGCAACAAGUUGCUCAGGCAAACAAGGAGGAGGAAGCAGAACCAACUCAUGAUACUGACGAGGGAGUGAAAAAAACUGAGUUGGAAGAACCUGAAGAUCAGGAAGCUGAUGUUGCUGAAGUUCAAGAAGAAGCUGUGGAUGCUGAAGCUGAUAAUCAAUUGAAAUCUGAUGAAAUUGAUGACGAAGAAUUUACGUGGUCGGAAUGA
Molecule: messenger RNA, 2064 nt
Organism: Prunus armeniaca (apricot)
Lineage: Eukaryota; Viridiplantae; Streptophyta; Magnoliopsida; Rosales; Rosaceae
Source: the annotation of a GenBank genome assembly